AUGGCCCUGUGGACGCGCCUCCUGCCCCUGCUGGCACUACUGGCCGUGUGGGGGCCGCGCCCGGCGCCCGCCUUCGUCAACCAGCACCUGUGCGGCUCCCACCUGGUGGAGGCGCUCUACCUGGUGUGCGGGGAGCGCGGCUUCUUCUACACGCCCAAGGCCCGGCGCGAGCUGGGGGACCCACAGGACUGGCCGCUGGCCGCGGUGGACGAGGCGGCGCUGGGUGGGGGCGCCGGCGCGGGCCUGGCGGGGGCCCCGCAGAAGCGCGGCAUCGUGGAACAGUGCUGCACCAGCAUCUGCUCCCUCUACCAGCUGGAGAGCUACUGCAACUAG
Molecule: messenger RNA, 333 nt
Organism: Talpa occidentalis (Iberian mole)
Lineage: Eukaryota; Metazoa; Chordata; Mammalia; Eulipotyphla; Talpidae
Gene: INS
Product: insulin
Biological process (GO): glucose homeostasis; positive regulation of protein secretion
Cellular component (GO): extracellular region
Molecular function (GO): hormone activity
Source: RefSeq, a predicted model, not a curated record